AUGGGCUUGCGUAUAAGCAGUGGCCGUGUCGAUAGUACAGGUGGUGCGUCCACUGCACAACUUAGUCCCCAUCACCGGCACCGCCAGUCUGGCUCCCCCUCUUCCGGUGCGCGUAACAGAAGUCUUUCUCGUAAUCGUCAGCAAGCAGUAUCCGACGAACCAGGACCAAGCUCUGGACGUCGUUUCCGCCGCAAUCAUGGCCACACACCCCACCACCUACCUUCCUUUGCCCUGUUCGAUCGUCUCGUAGCAGACAUUGAAGCAAAUGGUGGUGUGAUUUCACCGGAUGAUCCACGGAUUAUCCGGCUUUUACGAGCCUACCAUCCCUCCAGUUCAGAAAGCGGGGAGGGUGGGAACCGGGCUCGUCCAAUAUCUGUACUGGAGACAGAUGGAUUUUUCUCAGGCAUUAUGGAAGCACCGACAGGCAGGAGUCAUCGAAGCCGGAGGAGCGGUGGCCGACAUCGAGGCUCUGUGUCUGCCAGUCCUGCUACCACCGAGGAUGAGAGCUUGGAGGAGCGCCUCUCGGCUGUGCGGCGACAGGUGCUCUUGUCACUUGCCGCGGCUUCUUCAUCGUCUCCCCACAGAAGACGUCAAUGGCCAGAGAGUCUGCUUUUACUUAGUGGUAUUCGCGCAAGUACUCAUGCCCCCUGUGCACUCAAGCCCCGGCAACCCGUAGUUGUGUUGUCGAGGCCCCUGCCCGUUCAUGCCCUAGACCGGCGCACAGUGACGCCCUGCUCCGUGCUCCAUCGCGAGCGGGGCGUAACUCCCAAAUGUCCUAGAGGCCGCGACCGACCUUGCGUAUUUUGCAAGCGCGUUAUCCCACAUGAUGACUACGACCUUCACUAUGUGAUGUGUCUCACCCGACCCCGUGUAACUUAUAACGAGGAUACCCUUCAGUCAGACAAGGGGGAGUGUGCCAUUUGUUUAGAAGACAUGAAAGCUGGUGAUUUGAUUGCACGACUUCCCUGUCUUUAUUUACCACAAAAAGUAAGCUGA
Molecule: messenger RNA, 996 nt
Organism: Mesocestoides corti
Lineage: Eukaryota; Metazoa; Platyhelminthes; Cestoda; Cyclophyllidea; Mesocestoididae
Source: the annotation of a GenBank genome assembly